CUUACCCAUUCGUCAUUCGUUUCUCGACCGCCAGGAUGCGUAAUUCUAUCAUUGCUUCGCUGCUUUCGGCAGUCAGUGUCGUCUACGGCUAUGCCAACCCCAUGGCCUGCAGUGGUGUCUGCAACAACGCCCAUGACCCGGCCCUGAUCCGCCACUCUGAUGGCACGUACUACCGUUUUUCAACUGGCGGAAAGAUCGCUGUUCACACUGCCCCUGCUGUCACUGGUCCAUGGACUUACAAGGGUGCCGCUAUCCCUGCCGGUUCUAAAAUCAAUCUGAGUGGCAAGGAUGACCUCUGGGCUCCUGAUGUCACCCUGGUCGGCGACACAUACUACCUCUACUACACUGUAUCGGCCUUCGGUGUUCAGAACUCCGCCAUUGGUGUCGCAACCUCCAAGACCCUUGCCGUAGGUUCCUGGACCGACCACGGCAGCACCGGCAUCACCUCGAAGGCUGGUAAGAACUACAACGCCAUCGAUGGCGCUCUCUACUGGGACGGCUCCAAGUUCGUCAUGUCGUUUGGUUCUUUCUGGAACGACCUGUUCUCCGUGAACAUGAACAACCCCCCUCUCAAGUCUGCCGGUGGCGCAUCCACCAACAUUGCGUUCAAGUCUGAGGGUGAGCACGCUCAGGAGGCCGCCUACAUCGCCAAGAGCGGCAACUACCACUACCUCUUCUUCUCUGCCGGCAAGUGCUGUGGCUUUGACACUAGCCGCCCCGCCAAGGGCGCCGAAUACAAGAUCCAGGUCUGCAGGUCCACCAGUGCUACCGGCGGCUUCGUCGACAAGUCUGGCAAGAAGUGCACUGAGGGUGGCGGUACCACUGUCCUUGAGUCCCACGGCUGGGUCUAUGGUCCUGGCGGCCAGGGUGUCUACUGGGACCCCAAGGAGGGCCCUCUCCUCUACUACCACUAUGUCGACACCCGCAUCGGCUACGCUGAUGGUCAGAAGAAGUUCGGUGUCAACAAGAUCGACUUCUCCAGCGGCUGGCCUGUCGUAUAAGCGAUCUAACAUAUGGUCGAAAAGCAGUCUCUGCAGCAGAUUGCGAGCACAUACCUUCUAUUCUGUACAUACUUUAGCAAACAUACCUACUGUAUAUAUUUUAAACAAACAGCGACCACCGCAC
Macroventuria anomochaeta is the source of this 1125-nucleotide messenger RNA. RefSeq names its product glycoside hydrolase family 43 protein. Gene Ontology annotation, molecular function: arabinan endo-1,5-alpha-L-arabinosidase activity. Gene Ontology annotation, biological process: carbohydrate metabolic process. NCBI's taxonomy places the organism in Eukaryota, Fungi, Ascomycota, Dothideomycetes, Pleosporales, Didymellaceae. The record is from RefSeq and is a predicted model, not a curated record. The coding region runs from base 36 to 1001 and encodes 321 amino acids. The transcript is spliced from 2 exons.